Fusarium sp. VM40 is the source of this 2517-nucleotide messenger RNA. The record is from the annotation of a GenBank genome assembly. Lineage: Eukaryota; Fungi; Ascomycota; Sordariomycetes; Hypocreales; Nectriaceae.
AUGGCGUCCCUCAAUCUCUCCAUCAAUGGCCCGUCCAUCAAGAGCAGCUACAAUGGCGUCGUCAACGGUCCCCCGCCAUCCUCCGCCUCUCCCACCUACGCUCAUUGGGCCCUCUUCACUGUCCAGGCCCCUCUUAUGAAUGCUUUCCAGGACAGCGGCGCCAAGGAGAGCAUCCUUAAGGUCCAAAGCACAGGCGAUGGCGAGCUCGCCGACCUCAUUGAGGACUUUAGCGAAGGUCGCAUCCAAUUCGCAUUCGCAAAGGUCAAGGACCCCAACAGCGGUCUCCCCAAGAGCAUAUUGAUCGCAUGGUGUGGAGGAGGUGUUCCCGAACGAACCAAGGGCUAUUUCACCAGCCACCUUGCCGCGGUCUCAAAGGUCCUCCACGGAUACCAUGUCCAGAUCACCGCCCGCUCAGAAAGCGAUCUCGAGGUUGACUCCAUCAUGCGAAAGGUGGCCGAUGCUUCCGGCGCCAAGUACUCGGCGGGCAGCUCCGAGAACACUGGUUCUAGCGCUCCUCCUCCUCCCGUGAAGACCAAGCCUGUCUUCACUCCAACCACAUCCAGCCGCGCCAACCCAACCGUCGCUGCUCGGUCCAGAAGGGACGAAAACGUGGAUGAGGACGGCUGGGGUGCCGAUGCUCCCCCGAUCACAAGGACUCAGAUUGAGAAAGUUGAGUCCGCUUACAAGCCCACAAGGGUAAAUAUUGCCGAUCUCAGCAAGCAACCUACCGCAACAACCAGCGGCAGUGCCCCUGUGAAGCGAGACGAUACACCAGACGACGUGGUCAAGGGUGGUUACCAACCCGUUGGCAAGGUCGAUAUUGCAGCUCUCCGUGCUCAAGCCCAAAAAGACAAGGAUGACAGGCCAGCCCCAGUCAAGGGCUCCUACGAGCCUGUUGGAAAGGUCGACAUUGCUGCGAUCAGGGCGCAGGCGAAGAAGCCUGCCGCCGUCGAGGAGCCCCAAGAGGAAGAGACACGGCCGGUUGCCGACCGUAUGGCCGCUUUCUCUCAGCCAGCUCAGUCGGAGCGUAUGACAUCUCUCCCAAAGCCCAAGGUUGCCAACAAGUUUGGAGGUGCCGCAAGCUUUUCGGGUACAAAGGCUCCCACACCUGGUGGCCUCGGCUUUGGUUCUCCUGCUGCUCCUGCGGCUCCUCCUGUAGGUGCCGCAAGCCGUACGUUUGCAGACCAAGGUGGCAAGACCCCAGCUCAGCUCUGGGCUGAGCGAAAAGCCAGGGAAAGGGGAGAAUCUGUCAGCAGCGAGACUGCUCCCACCCCUGCCUCUCCUGCUCACACUGGCAGCGCCUCGCCCGUUCAAGCCCAAAAGAGCGGAAACGAGUGGAGGAGCGGCUACGCUGGCAAGAGCUGGGCUCCUGUUCAGACUGGAGAUUACGGCCGAGGCAUUCCUGGUCAAAUUAGCCAAGAGAACACAGGCGAGCAAAACGAGGACACACCAGGUUCACCAUCUGGUGUCUCUGCUCUGCGAGACCGAUUCAAGAACACUGCUCCUAUCAGCGCGGGAGCCCCCCCUCCUCCUUCAUCCCGACCCGCAGAGGAAGAUGCUUCGCCGCCACCUGUGCCCAGUGGUCGACCUUCUGGAGGCUUUGCUCUCCCUGGACUGCCCAACCGACCAGCGCCUGCAGACGAGCAGUCGGACGACGAGCGAGAGGACCCCUCUGCCUAUGAGACCAACGCAGAGCGCGGUCGAUCUCCUUCGCCUCCCCGCGUUGCUGUUCCUGUCAGCCGCGGCCCGGUGCCUGAUGUUGGAACUCCUCCUGAGCAGCGUGCUCCUCCAUCGAUCCCCCCUAGCCAGCUUGACAUCCCCAAGGAGUCAGAUCUUGCUGAUGACAAGGAGGUUUCUUCAACUGCCCGCUUUGCCGGCGGUGCGGCUGCUGGCCUUGCUGUGGGAGCUGCCGCUGGUGUCGGAGCUGCUGCUGCUGCUGGCGCCUUGGAUCGUGAGCCCAGCCCUGAGCCUGAGCCUCGGCGCGCUCCUUCUCCUGCUCCUGCCCCUGAGCCUAUUGCUCAGCAACCUCAGGAGUCUCAUGAGUCUCAUGAGUCUCAGGGCGGUUACCGUGCUGUGAUCCAGUACGACUACGAGAAGGCCGAGGAUAAUGAGAUCGAGCUUGUUGAGGGUGACAUUGUCACCAACAUCGAGAUGGUCGAUGAGGACUGGUGGAUGGGUACCAACUCCCGUGGCGAGACCGGUCUCUUCCCUAGCAACUACGUCGAGCUGGUCGGGGACGACGAGCCCGAGCAACAAGCUGAUGUAUCGCCACCACCUCCUGCUCCCUGCGCAGCUGAGCCUGAGCCCGCUCCUCAAGCUCCGGCCGCUGCUCCGGCUGAUGCCGGCCACACAGCCGUUGCUCUCUACGAUUACGAGGCUGCGGAAGAUAACGAGCUGAGCUUCCCUGAGGAUGCCACAAUUACCAACCUAGACUUCCCAGAUGAGGACUGGUGGUUCGGCCACUACGCUGGAAAGUCUGGUCUGUUCCCCGCCAACUACGUGCAGCUCAACCAGUAA